UGCACACUGACAGAGACAGGAGGAGCAGGGUGUGCUUGCGUGAAUAAGAAAGAGUGGGAGAUCAAGUCUGAGAGGCAAGAGAAGACAGAAAGCAGCGAGACAAAGAGCAAGAGACAUAGCCGACAGUUUGAGUGAUUCUGGUGGACAGUUUAGGGAAGAAAAAGAGAAAAGAGAAGAAUUUAUAAGGACUGAGUCCAUGAGGAGUUGAAGUUGACUGACAGGACAACAAAUUUGUCCACCUGCUUGGCACUGAGGGAUUUUGCUGGAAGAUUGAUCUUUGGAUAUCAAUUUUCAAAGAGGGCUGAUUGGAGAAGACGUUACUUCACUUUGAUAUUUUGCUAAACUGGAAGAAGUAGUGAGGAAAGAAGCCAGCAAGCAAGGCAAGCAAGAGAAAACCAAGAUUUCACUGCAGCUUUUGAGUAAGACUCGAUCAUAUUAUUAUUACAUGAAACACAUUUUGAAAUCAUUAGAAAUCAACUGUUAUUAUUCUGCACAGAAAUUAGACUCUUUUUACAAACUUGUGCAACCAAGAAGAAAGAAACCUAUCAAAAAGAUAGCUUAUUAUCAAAGUUGACUGAAAGUCUUUUCUCAUUUUAAGCUAUUGAACAAACUUCUACAUAACAAUGUACGCAUGUAACCUGAGCUUAAACACACUGCUGUAAUUACAAAGCAAGGUCAGGAAAGAAAUUACAGACAUUUGUAAUUAAGGACCAUCUAUAACAGGAAACCAAAAAAAGGGUGAGGUCUGCGCGAAAAAGACAGAGGAGGCCGCAAGGACACCAACACGGGCAACGGGACAUUAAGAAUCUCACCAGCAACAACAGCUGCUUUAGAGGGACAACAGGCACCAUGGAUUCUCAAGGAGGACAUUACCUCAACAAAGAAGCUGUGCUGUCCCCUUUAGGAAUAGCCCGAAUGUUCCAGCUACUGUUUGGCUGCACCAUAAUGGCCCUUGUGUCCCACAGCGCAGGCUACAGUGCCAAUUAUGGAAUCUUCUGUAUGUUUGUGUGGUGCUUCUGCUUUGCUGUCACACUGGUUGUUUUCACCUUGGACAUUACCCGGCUCCACACUUGUAUGCCGAUUUCCUGGGAUAACUUCACUGUGGCCUUUGCCAUGCUGGCAACACUCAUGUACAUCACUGCCUCUGUGGUCUACCCCGUUUACUUCCUCCAGACAGAGGUUCCCGAUGAGGAGUGGGAAGUCCAAAUAUACCGAAUUGCUGUUACAGUCUGCUCUGCAGUCUGUUGCUUCCCCUACGCAACUGAGGUGUUCUUAACACGAGCCAAACCAGGGGCUGUGGUUGGAUACAUGGCCACUGUGUCUGGUCUGCUCAAGGUGGUCCAAGGUUUUGUGGCCUGCAUCAUUUUUGGGGCCCUGGCUAAUGACAGUGAGUACAACCAAUACAUUGCCACCCAGUACUGUGUGGUGGUGUACAGCCUGUGCUUCUCUGUCACUGUGAUAGUGGUCGUACUGACGGUUUCUGGUAGGACCUCUGCCCUGCGGUUCCCAUUUGAUCGGUUUGUGGUCAUCUACACUUUCUUUGCUGUGAUCCUCUAUCUCAGUACUACGCUGAUCUGGCCCAUCUUCAGCUUCGACAGGAAGUAUGGCAACACUACUCGUCCCGAGGACUGCCCACGAGGAGAAUGUCCGUGGGAUAGCAAGUUGGUUGUGGCCGUCUUUACUAACGUCAACUUAGUGUUGUAUUUUGUAGAUCUUGUUUACUCCCAGAGGAUUCGCUUUAUCUCUAGUUCUGCUGUCUGAAACCACCACCAACACCCAAGUUCAAGGACAUAUCCAGUUUGUUCUCCAUAUCCAGGUCUAUGUGAAAGACUCAAUGGCUUAAAUCCACCAUUUCACAGUGUUAUGUAGCCAGAGUAUAACACUUUUUUUUAAUUAGCAGUAUUAUCUAGUUUUUAUGUUACAGUAUUCAUCUAGUCCUGAACUUCUUCCUACCAUAGAGAACAUGCACCAUGGAGACAAUCUCAGCAACUCUGUCCACAGACGACUCUGGGAAAUAUAUCCAUCUCUCUAAUACAGGCAUCCAUCUUAUCUGGGACCUAAAGAAGUAUCAGACCAGUGUUAUGUCAUUCAACCUUUCAGAGGCUUGGCAAUUUAUUUAAUACUAUUUAUAUAACAAUAAACAGGGUGGAAAUAUAUAGAUAUGUUUAGUAUCUGUUAGGUCAACAGUUUGCACUGAACAUAGAAUAUGGUUUUGGCUUUCUAGCCACUUCGCUGUAUUUUUUUUCCAGUUUAGAUUAUAUUCCCCACAUAUGUUGAAGUUUAUAAGGUUUUUUUUUAUUUACUGAAUGUCAAUUUUUUUGAAGGCAAAUGUUUGGCAGCAGUAUUAGAUUUCUUAUUUUGUUGAUACAUUACAUGUUGACCACAAGCACGAGUGUUAACAUUCUUUUUCCCAUGUUUGUACUCUGUUCUGUGUUUAAUAAAAUGUCUAUGUUUUCA
Molecule: messenger RNA, 2457 nt
Organism: Maylandia zebra (zebra mbuna)
Lineage: Eukaryota; Metazoa; Chordata; Actinopteri; Cichliformes; Cichlidae
Source: RefSeq, a predicted model, not a curated record